Cydia strobilella is the source of this 405-nucleotide messenger RNA. RefSeq lists its product as uncharacterized. The record is from RefSeq and is a predicted model, not a curated record. NCBI's taxonomy places the organism in Eukaryota, Metazoa, Arthropoda, Insecta, Lepidoptera, Tortricidae. The transcript is spliced from 3 exons. The coding region runs from base 1 to 405 and encodes 134 amino acids.
AUGACAAAAAUACAUAACGAUGUCGCUUUUCAGGAACACAAAGAACAGCCUCCAGUACCAGUAUCCGAACAACCAGAAAUUCACGAACCAGCCGAACCAGAAAAAGAAGAACCUAUUGCUAAUCCAGAAGAGCCUACCCAAGAACCAGAGACCCACGAGAGCGAAGAGGAUAAGCCUGUUGAAGAGCCUGUAGAGCCAGAGAAAAAACUAGAAGAAGCUAUUGCUAACCCCAGCGAGGAAAACCAUGAACCAACUCUAGAAAAUGACAAUAAACCAAUUGAAGAACCGGCUGAACCGACAGGACAAGUAGAACCUGAACCGGCAGCUGAAUUUGAAAAUCCUGAGGUCCAGGAACCAGAAAAUCCUGAACCUAUACCUGAACCAGAAAAUCCCGAACUUAGCUAG